ACAUGAGAUCUUCCUCCAAAUGUUGCAAUAUGACCUAUACUGUGUCGGUAUGACGUAAAAUCCAAAUCAAACAAAUAAACAAAUCUAAUGCUUACUUUAACUAUUUUUAGGUAGAGAUAAUACUGUUUAAAAUGUAUACAGUGGUUAUUCUGCAGGGGUUAAACUGUAUUACACUGAUUAUUGAAAUUAACGACAUGUUUAAAAUAUGGUAAUAUUGGAAUAUAUAAAUAUUUUAACACUACUAAAAUGCUUUGGCAUGGUAAGGUGCGUGCGCAAUAGCGGCCCAUAACAAAGCAACAUGAUGUUUGUCAAAGACUCCUCAUUUAUGUUUUCCGAUGUAUCGUUAUAAUUGCUAUUUGAAUGAAAGCAUGGUUUAGAUAUUCGUGAAUUUUAAAAGUAAAAUAUUAUAAUGGAAAUAAAGAUUUGAUAAAGAUUUUAUAAGCAAAGUAAGAUGGCGACGAUUUACUUUUUAUUUUACUUAAUGACAACAGUUGAUUGUUUUUAUUUUCAAAAAGACAACGUAGAAAUAAACUAUAAAGUAACAAGUUUUAAAACAUGCGUAGAUAUUCCGGAAAUGUCGAAGCUGUCCAUAACGAGCGUUCCUUUAAAUGACUGUGUGUUUAAUUGCGCGGUUACUUGGAAUUGCCAAGGUCUUGUUUUCAAAAGACGAUUUCCACUGUGUGAGCUUUACAAAGGCGAUGUUAGUUGAAAAGCCUGGAAAUUGCGUACAGAUAAAACGUGAGGACAUCCAUGACGUGAAUGGUAAUGGACAACAGUGUGCUGCAAACGGAGAUACUGCCUGCUCAAAUAUUGCAGGAUGCCAGUACCCAGAGAUUCAGAAUGGGAAACCAGAGGGGAACAUGUUUUCAGUUGGAAGUACACAAAUAAUUAAAUGUGACACUGGUUACGUUAUCCAUGGCAAUGACACAAUUAAAUGUAUGGAGAACGGAAUAUGGAAUUCAUUGCCAGAAUGUUGGAAAGAAUGUACGGAGUUGAAGAUACCUUUUGCUAAUGUGACCUGGAAUACAACGCAUGCUGAUAUGACGUGUUAUACGGACUUUGUAUCCAACAAGACGGAAGAUUACAACCAAAACAUAACGACAGAAACAUUCACAUGUGACAAACAAGGAAACUGGUCUCCAAAUGUGGAAUGUACUCACUAUAACAAUAUUUUGAAUAUUGCCCUGCACAAGAACGCCACUCAAAGGUCAACAAGUAAUAAUAGAACUGCUACCAGAGCUACAGAUGGAAUAUGGGAUUCUAACAUGACCGCAAGCAAGUCCUGUUCUCAUACAAAACCCCUUUAUUUGACAAGUCCCAAAGAGAUCCAAACUUGGUGGGAGGUUGAUUUAGAAAAAGAGUAUUCCAUACAGACGAUCUUCAUCUUAACAAGAGACGAUUUGGACACGAAAUCACGACUCCACAAUUUUGAUGUUUUGGUUGGAAAUCACAGUCCUCCAAAUACUCGUUGCUUUAAUCAUACAGGUGUAACAACAAAAGGCAGCAUAGUCAAAAUAAAUUGUAUCCCCACAAGUUCUGGUCGUUACGUCAGAAUAAAUAAGUUAAAUAGCGAGGGACAUGAUAGGGAAGAUAAUCUUGCCCUAUGCGAAGUAGGCGUUUACGUGAAAUAACGCUAUUAUAUUUAAAUGCAUGUUUUCAGGAGUCAACUCGUAAUUCAGUUCCUAUCAUCAGCGGACAGAUUUUUAUAGUGAUAAGUAAUACAUUUGCUUCAAAGACCCGUAUGCUUCCGCUGGUUUGACUAUUCUCAUAGCAUGCUUUAGAUUACAACACGGUAUAUUCCAAUACCAAUUAUAACAAGUUCCAAGAUUGCAUCACCAGUGCUGCCAAGGAGAGAGAUGGUCGCCAAGAACCAUCAACAAAAUGAAAUCAAAAGUUGUAGGGAACAAUACGGAAGUGAUAAAGAGUUAGAAAAGUUUUAUUUAUAAUUUAGUUUACAGUAUGCGUUUACAUAAACAAGACUUCUGUUUUGCACUUAAAACAUUUUACUAAAAUCACACAAACUUUACAAUUAUGUCAUCUUAUUGUUAUUUUGUCAUUAUACGUAUACGACAUGUAUGUUACAUAUCUUUCGCUACUAUGUUUUGUGCUAAACAUUACAGUAAUCUUGAACGGCAUUUCAUAAGGUUUGGCAUGUCACCAAUAAGUUUUUUUCCACUCACUAAUCCCGGCCGUGACUUGAUGUAGAGGGUCUAAUAUUGGUAUGUUCUAAUUUUGUAUAGGUUUAGAUUUCUGUACGAUUGCUUCUUAAACAAAAAAUGUUGAUGAAUCGACACUGAAAAAUAUAGGAAAAUCAAACAUGAAAAAAUGCAAAUGAUUAAAGCUGCAUUUGAUAAAUUUCAUAAAAACAAGCAUUUCGUUAAUAGAUUGGGUUUCAUAAGGCCUCAAGAUCUUAACAUGAUGUCAGUGAAUUUAGUCACUUACUCUAUUGUACCGCCUGUGCAAAAUAACAAACUAAGACCGUAUUCACCUUAGAUUCCAUGCAUGUUGUAAUUGUCAGGAUCGUUGCAUCUUAUUAACGAAAUAUAACCCAACAUAAAAUAAAACUUGACUUUGAAUAAUAAAAAAUAUAUUUACAAUAGAAUGUGACACUCCAUCUUAAAUACAUAAAAAGUGUUUGUGCAAUGUUCAUGUUGAACAUAUUGGAAACUGCAAACCGAAAAAAUUUUAGAAGGUUUAUCGAAAUAUGCUGCUCGCACAGAUUUAAUAUGAAGUCAACUCAAUAACUUACAGUUUAAGGCGCAAGUUACCGCAUGUUUCUUUAUACGAAGACUUCGAUUGAGCACUAAUCAUUUGUUAUUCAAAAUCACAAGUUUAUCAUUUUGAAUUGAAUAUCACAAUUAUAGAAAGUCUUUUAGUCAUUUGUCAUUUUAUUCGUCAUUAUUUUUGAAACUUUUAUCAUGGAAUUAAAAUAUAUGAGUGUAUAUCUUUAUUUUACUGUUAUUUUUUUACAUAAAUGUAAUGUGCGUGCGUGUGGGUGCGUGACUACAUGAUUUUAUUAGAUAAUAAUUCUAAAAAUGUUGUUUUUUAUGAUUUAAUUGUGACAGAUAAGUUUUGCGUAUAUAUUUAUUAUACAGAGGAUAUUUAUGUUUUGUCUAUGUAUAAAGGAUUUAUUUUCAUCGACUUGUAUGAAAACAAUAUUUUCUUAAUGAGUGGCGACAGCAACGAGUGAAAUAUGAAAAUUUUUGUAUAAGGAGAUGAAAAUAAAUCAUGUUUAUUAUAUUCUAUUUUUCUCAUUUUUUGCAUUGCCACUUGACAGACUUUCCCUGAAAGUUUGUGUUCUGGCAGAAUUUAGAAGAACGUAGUCCGACAAGACACCAGUGUAAAUACGGAAAUAUGUUUCUCUGCAGUGAAAAAUAAAUUUUUACAGUAAAAAUACUGAAAAUAAAAAUACGCUUUUUAUUUCAUCAAUAUUUCAUCUACAAGUACAUAAUAAAUCCCUUUAUUUUAAUCAUAGAAUUUAUGAUUUUAUGCCAUUCGAAAUCAGUGGUAAGUGAUCGCUGAACUGCUGAAUGCUCCCUAUUGGACCAUCUAUUCUAAAAUAUCUGUCGACUCGCAGGGGAACAUACAUUUGUAUUAUAGGAAAGGGUAAACACUUCAAACUAUAAUGUAAUGCAACGAAGUUUGUGAUAAUUAUAAAAAACAUUUUAUGUUGUAAUUCACUGUAACAGUGACAUUAUGCUAAUUUUUGUUGUUGUCAAGUCAAGCUUACUUAGUUGUUUUUUUUAAUCAAAAGUGUUUAUUGAAAUGAUCAGUGACCAAAACUUGAUGAAUUUAAACAUGUUAAAUAAAUAAUGAAUAAUAAGAAUAAGAAAUAAGAAUGCCUAGAGUAUAAACAAAACUUUCCCGUUCUUUUGUCAAUUCACCGUUACUCUUACAGUCUGAAGGAUAUUUUAAUUAAGAACUUUCAAUUAUUCACGUUAUGAGGUUCCUUGUAACAUUCUAGGUUUUAGCUUAUUUAUCCCUGCAUGUUAAACUAGUACUAGUCAAGUGUUGUUCUGUAUCUUGAAAAGUGUUAAAACAUUUUUGCAGCAAUGUAAUCCAGAACCAACAUACAUGUAUUCAUUGUUAUAUGUUAAAAAUUUCGAUUUAAUAUUAAUGGAAUUCAAAAUAUUUUUAUAAGAUCUUCGUAUCACCUGAUACAAAUCCAGACCACAAUUUUAGAUUUUUUGCUCACUUCAGAUUUUCAAUAUAAUCAUUUUAAUUUUGCAAAAUAGCAUACAAAGUAAAAACUUUUAAACGUUUUAACUUAAAUCUGGCUAAAAUUAAACAAAACUGAAAAUUGCUUUCAAACGUCCGAGUAGGUAAUACCGUUAAUUUAAAGGUUCAUGAAUGUGUACAAGAACAGGAAUAAAAAAACAUUGAUUAAUGAACCACCUUUAAAAGUAAUUACCAACUUGUAUAAGUAUUAUGUAUAGGUGCUUCUGUUUCUUGUUUAUGUAUUGUAUGAUCAUAGUAUUUGUAUUAUAUAUUAGUUUAUCUAGGUAAUGUGUGCUGUUUAUAUAAAGUUGUUUAUUAUUUAAUUUGUAUUUUUUUGUGAGAAAGUCGUUGACUUCACCGUUGUGGGUUCGAAUCUAGCCGGUGACUUAACAUGUCUCAUGCUAUAAAGCUAUUUAGCUAAUUAUAGAACGUAAGUGGUUUCACUCGUGCCCGUUCAUGCCUGAAAUAAUGCACGAAGGAUCUUCUUCCACCGGUCACGCUGGAAAGUCGCCAUAUGACCUUGACAGUGUUGGUACGAUAUGAAAAAGCUAGUAAAAUGCGAAUUUAAAAGGAAUUUAUAUUGCAAGCACGUGUUUAUGGUUUCAGGACGAUUGCAUUAAAGCAUAACCAAGUUCACAUAUAAAACACAUGCAAGAGACCGUGUUUUUGUGUGUUUUUGUUUUAAAAUCUUUUUAUAAUAUUUUCAUUAAAUGCCAUUGUUUUACAAUUAAAUCAUAGAAGGCAUUGUUUCGAUAACAAAUUGAACUUGUUUUUUCCGUUAAAAAGUCGGGUUAGUGUAAAAGAGGAUGGCAUCACGUCGUUUGAACUGUAUUCAAUUUUUUUUGUAUCGACUUGAGCAUUAUAAAAACAAGGGGUGUAAGAUAUGUUUUGCAUUAGAUUUUGUGCUAAAUGGUUAAUUUAAAGUUUGUGCAUUAACCACAAUCCCCUAUAUAAAAGUGGCAUGUCCGCCAUUUGCAAUAAUAACAUCCUGAAUACUAAUUUGAGUGUUAAGACAUGUUCAAAAUCAAAUCUUGGAAAUGUUUGUAUAUUCUAUUUUUGUAAUAAUCAAGCGACAUCUUAUUAAUGUCAACUUUAGAAACUGUUGCAAAUAAAGUGCCACUAUCAUAA
This is a messenger RNA of Ruditapes philippinarum (Manila clam), 5346 nucleotides long. RefSeq lists its product as uncharacterized. The coding region runs from base 609 to 1631 and encodes 340 amino acids. The record is from RefSeq and is a predicted model, not a curated record. NCBI's taxonomy places the organism in Eukaryota, Metazoa, Mollusca, Bivalvia, Venerida, Veneridae. The transcript has 7 exons.